This is a messenger RNA of Orbicella faveolata, 3950 nucleotides long. Its product is annotated as adhesion G protein-coupled receptor E3-like. Gene Ontology annotation, molecular function: G protein-coupled receptor activity. Gene Ontology annotation, cellular component: plasma membrane. Lineage: Eukaryota; Metazoa; Cnidaria; Anthozoa; Scleractinia; Merulinidae. Gene Ontology annotation, biological process: G protein-coupled receptor signaling pathway; cell surface receptor signaling pathway. The record is from RefSeq and is a predicted model, not a curated record.
UAUUGCGUUCUCUCGGGUUCAGUCCUAAAAUGGAAUCACACUCAAACAAAGGCUGUCAAAAAUAAAAAUAUUGUUUGUAAACUUCAAGAGGGUAACCCGCGACACUUCAAAAAAAUUACUAAGGUAAUGCCCAUGCAUUAUUCACGCGGGGGAGGGUUAUUUCUAUAAUAUUUCACGCCGUUCAUCAUAAUUACAAGUAUCAUCAUCGUCAUCAUCAUUUAUGUAAUCCAUAUUCCCCAGGAGCCGUAAACUAGUUGUAAUACAGGCUCGUAUUCGUUGCUGCUUCGUUUGGUUUGUUCUGUGAUGAUAACACUAGGUUCGUGAUCUCGACAACUGCUACGAGUUCUGUAAUCAGCAAUUUUUUUCGUUUCCCUUUCGUGUCACAACCAAGGGUCCAAUAUUUAAACGAUGCCUCCCUUAAUUAUACAAUAUCGGCCACCUCACCGUACACCUGUAAUGUGCAUUCAUCCGGCGCAAGGUUCAUCACGACCUAACACAGAAAUUUGUCUCUUCGCAAGACGACCUGUCGAUCGGUUGACCGAAAAACCAACUCAAGCAAAUAAUUAUCCAGAGCUUGCCUGUCCGACCUUGUGUCUUCCCUAUACACAAUGAAGGUUUUGGUGGUGUUGAUUUUGACAUGCACUAUACAGCGCGAAGUUUUCGGAGGAGUUAUCCUCGACACCCGCCGAUCAUUAUUUGUUAAUAAUGGAGCCAGUAUUGUCCUGUGGUGUACUGACAGAGAUUUACGAACGCUUCAAGGCCAAGUGAGUAUAACAUGGGUCAAAGACGAUGUGCCAAUACCGUAUAGUGAUCCGCGAUUGAACACGGUAGCCAAUGGCACCUUAUCACUCCAGCAAAUACGUAAAAUAGACGAUGGUGAAUACACCUGCACUGUUACAGCGGACGGCUUUUUAAGCACAAACACCACGAGGCUUUACGUCAACGGGAGGGAUCCACCAAACAGCGGGACAUUAAGCAGUUUUACAAUGGAGGCAGUUACGACGAGUGAUGUUACUCCAGCCAGCUUCACAACGAGCAGCGUUACAUCAAACAGCAUUAUAACGAGUGGCGUUACUUCAAACAGGAUUUCAACGAGCAGCGUUACACCAACCAGCAUUAUAACGAGUGGCGUUACACCAACCAGUAUUAUAACGAGUGGCGUUACUUCAACCAGGAUUACCACGAGCAGCGUUACACCAACCAGCAUUAUAACGAAUGGCGUUACUUCAACCAGGAUUACAACGAAUAGCGUUACAUCAACAAGGAUUACAACGAGCAGCCUUACUUUAACCAGCGCUAUAACGAGUGGCGUUACUUCAACCAGCAUUACAAAGAAUAGCAUUACUUCAACCAGGAUUACAACGAGCAGCGUGAUUCUUGGCAGCAUUACGAACACUAGCAUAACGCUAAGUAACGCAACACCGAGCAGCGUACUAACGAAUACCGUUACAUUAGCCAGUCGUCAAUUACACGUUAAUCAAACAAACUUUUCGUAUUCACCGAAACCAACAGAAAAACAGCCAACAUCAACAAACAUGCUCUCGUCAACUUCAAACAGGAUUUCUGAUCUACAGGAACAGGUUGCAGCUCUGUGGAACGGCAACCAAUCCACCAACGUUAGCACGGUCAUUUCAACACUCGUCAACUUGACAAGGCCUGGUAACGAGCUGAGGCUAGACACGCAAGAACUGUCUACCUCCCUGGACGCACUUGCUCUGCUAGUGACGUUCAACUCUGAGCUGAACAACAGUGUUAUUAACACAUCUGCCGACCAACGGAACAUCAUACAAGUAGCGAGUAAUUUAUUGGAGGAAGUUAAUUCUAAUACAUGGCUACAACUUCAGAAGAGUCGGGCAAACGCCGCUGAUGAUCUUCUAAAGGCAAUGGAUGACUUUGGUUCUCAAGUUAGCAGUCAGCUUGAUGGUUCAGUUACCUCAGCACCAUUGGUCAUUUUCUCAAAGAACAUCGCUUUCAGAGUUGAUCGUGUCAAUUCCAGAAAAACGCUCAACAUUGACUUGUCCCCUUAUGGCACGUCACUGUCUGUUCCUGAUGCAGUGUUCUCUGGCACGAAGUCAAGUCGAGUAUCGGCCAUUGUAUACAGAACACUUCACAACGUUCUCAGACUUCGGAACGAGGAAUCUGGUAACGAUACGAGUGGUUCAAACAUCAUUUCUGCCACAAUCUUACCUCGCCCCAAGAAUCCACUGAGAAAAGAAAUCAAACUUGUUUUUAAUCACACUAAGCAGAGCGGUGAUUCUGUUGGAGAGUGCGUGUUCUGGGAAAUUGGACUAUCACAACGGACGUGGAACACAAGUGGCUGCGAGCGGGUAGAAAGUGAAUCGAACGCGCGCGUGACCACGUGCCAGUGUGACCACUUGACGAUCUUCGCAGUUUUGUUCAACAAUAAGCCGGGAGAAGCUCCUGAUCCCAGUCAGCCGUACCUCAAGUACAUUUCCAUCAUAGGCUGUGCAUGCUCCUUGUUGUUCCUUCUACUGACUUUUGUUGUGACCGCGCUGUGUUGGAAGCAAGUGAAGAGUGCUCGAGUAACUGUGUUACUGAACUUGUGUACUGCAAUUGCUGCGUCUUGUGUUUUGAUCAUUCUCGCUGAUUACGCACAAAAGCCAACGGUAUUGUGUACCGUCACUGCCACCUUACUGCAUUAUUUCUUAUUGUGUGUGUUUGCCUGGAUGCUCUGUCACGCCGCCAUCUUCUACUUUCUGAUCAUAAAGGCUGAACUGAGAGCAAAACUCCAGCCACAGAUGAAAUGGUUUUACGCUUUAGGGUGGGGUUUCCCUCUGCCAAUAGUGGCUGCUUCAUUAACAGUAACACUAACUGGUACCAAACCUCGUGCAGCGGACAACUGCUGGCUAACAGUAGAACAUGGGAUCAUUUACUGGACGUUUGUCGCUCCAGUCGCAUUAGUUGUCCUUAUCAACUCUGUUUUGUUUAUUUUCUUGCUGCGUCGCAUCGGCAGAGUUACAAAAUUCAGAGAAGUCAACAUGGUACGGGCUAAUCAGGUGAGGGCCUGGAUCAGACGCUCUGCAAUGCUCUUGCCAGUGUUGGGUAUCACGUGGUCUUUUGGCUUCCUCACGUUCGUUUCAUCCACUGAAGUGUUUCAUUACCUUUUUACCAUCUUAAACAGCUUACAAGGAUUUUUUAUAUUCCUCACCUUUUGCAUUCUCGACGAUAGGGUAAGUUGUCAGACUUUGAUCAGUUUCGUCGUUGUAAACGCUUUUGUGUUUGGAACCUCGGGUUCUCCUUAAAGGGAUUAUAGAUUAUAAAAUUUUGAUGCUAGGAAGAUUCGAAGGAAAAAUUGGCCUGGCUCACGAUUACGAUUCUCCCCGUGGAAAUACAACCAGCGUGGGGUGGGGGCUACCUAUUCUGGACAAUUUGUAAAAUUUAAACUACAAAGGCAAGAGAGAAGAAAAAUCAGUAUUAAGUUGUGACAAGAACCACAAGGAAGGUAGUCCUUUAAACGCGGUGUCUCAGUCUGGCUGUCACUCAAGUCGUCAUGGAACGAUUCUUUUGGAGAAUUAGGCCUGCUAAACAAGGUCGCAAGAAGCUUGGGUAUUCACUUUGGUAGGAAACAAACUUGCACCCAAAUCAGUGCGAGUUUGUGGCUUUGCCCACCGAACAUGACCGUGUGGGACUAAAUCGUGGACGUGAAACAGGUCUUUUGCACCUUUUGUGCACGGUCACGCCCAUUUGGGAGAAAUCUUGCGAGUAUGUCUGGGCUAUGCACCCAACCGCAAGUGUGCACCUGAGUUCAACUUGCGACCGCGUUUACGCCUCGUUCUGGUUAAGAGCGUGCGCACUGCGUGACGCCCGAAUUACAGGUAAACAUGGGGAACAUCGUAUUCGACAAAAGGAUGGAUUUUUCCAAUCUCCGCCAGAACAACCUUAUUCGCAUAGUCUUUCCAAGACCUGUCUAUCUUCGCACGAGGUUGCGU